Molecule: messenger RNA, 282 nt
Organism: Phytomonas sp. Hart1
Lineage: Eukaryota; Euglenozoa; Kinetoplastea; Trypanosomatida; Trypanosomatidae
Source: the annotation of a GenBank genome assembly
AUGGAAGUCGGACGAGGCGUCUUCGAGAGUCCGGAGGGGUGGGGAUAUCUGGAGCUUAGCGAAGGAGACGACACAAAGACUAACAACAGCUCGAAUCCCGACGGCAGAGACGGAGAAAGCCUCAGAUCUCUAGGGGUGUGGUGCACACGAUUGGAGAUCAUUAUUGUGGAGAAUCGCGAUAAUGGCAGGGAUUGCCAUGUGCGUGGUGUUCGAAUACUUGGGCCUUGCCAAGAGCGUAUCUCCGCCUACCCUUCCCCUACAGAGGAUUUACCUUUCCGUUAG